Molecule: messenger RNA, 537 nt
Organism: Striga hermonthica
Lineage: Eukaryota; Viridiplantae; Streptophyta; Magnoliopsida; Lamiales; Orobanchaceae
Source: the annotation of a GenBank genome assembly
AUGUUCGAGGCUGUUGGUAGUUUGAGGUCAAAGAAGAUAGUUUUUGUGACUGUUGGAACAACUUGUUUUGACUCUUUGGUUAGAGCCGUGGAUACGGAGGAGGUUAGAGAAGCAUUGUUCAAGAAGGGUUAUACGGAUCUUGUUAUUCAAAUGGGUCGGGGUUCUUACAUUCCCACCAAGUCGACCGGAGGAGAUGGGUCUGUGUCUGUGGAUUAUUUUACAUUUUCGUCAAGCAUAGCUGAUUAUUUGAAGUCGGCAUCUCUUGUAAUCAGUCAUGCAGGUUCAGGGAGCAUAUUUGAGACAUUGCGACUUAAGAAACCACUAAUUGUUGUAGUUAACGAGGAUUUAAUGGACAAUCAUCAAAGUGAACUGGCUGAAGAAUUAGCUGAAAGAAAGCAUUUGUUCUGCGCUCAUCCCCAGACGCUCUACAAGACUAUAUCUUCAAUGGAUUUGGGCUCUCUUGUGGACUAUGAACCCGGUGAUGCUACUCCCGUUGCAAAUUUUAUUAACAGGUUUUUAGGAUUCAGUGACGAGUGA